GCUGCCGGGCCCCGCGCUAUAAUUCUCCCUCCCACGCCGAGGGCGAGGCGCCCGGCUCCCUCCUGCGCGCAGAGCCCCCGGCCCGGCCCGGCAUCGCAGCACCAGGGCUGCCAGCGCGUUGUUAACCCACUUGUAAUGCAACCGGCAUCAGGGCUCUUGACCGAGUCCUGUGACAAGUUUAAUAACCAGUUCUACGAUGAAGCUUCAAAAAAAUGCUGCUACCACUGUCCCACAGGCUCCAUUAAACAGACACCAUGCCCUACUAACUUGGACAAAGACUGCAGGUGGUGCGAGCCCGAGCAGUACCUGAAGGAGGCACAUCCAAAGCCACGUUGUGAGGCCUGCGUGUCAUGCAUGACAGAACAUGACCUCGUGGAGAAAGCCCCCUGCACCUUCAAUUCCAGCAGGGUGUGCGAGUGCCGGGCAGGGUUCUUCUGUAAAAUGUCAGUCCUGAACACUUGUGCACGAUGCGACCGUCACACCAGCUGCUCUUCUGGGUAUGGAGUCAAGGUCAGAGGCACCUCCAAAACAGAUGUCACCUGCCAAGUGUGUCCUCCAGGCACCUUCUCUGACCGGCUUUCCAGCACAGAAACCUGCAGGCCCCACACAGACUGUGCCAAGCUGAGCAAGGUAGUGAUGACCAAAGGAAACGCCACCCACGACCAAGUGUGCAAGGAGCCAUCUCCCAACGUCCUCAGUUGGGUCCCUACGCUUGCAACAUUUAAAAACAGUACCCAGGGCACUGAGCCAGCCGGGGUGCCCUCCCAACACACCCAACCCCCUCGUGGGAAAAGCCAGCCUUCCCACCUUGAGCAUCCUGUUGACUCCAGACGGGCAACCCAUACCAGCCUCCUCCUGAGCAAUGUGACCUCUGGCAAUGUCCAUCCAACUGCUGGAGGAACCGCCGGUGGAGCAGAUACAAAGCCAGCUGCUGGCACUUUCCUGACCUCAAGUGUAGCCACAGGCAAGACUGUGAAGGAAGAGAAUGGCAGCUUCAUUCCCUGGGUCAUGGUGGUCCUCCCAGUGACGUUGUUGCUUGGGGCCAUGGGAGUGUUUUGGCAAAAGAAGUUUUGCAAGCGGCGGAUCUUCACCCUCAUAAGGAAGACAGCUCCUAAUGUGUACCAAGUCCCUACACAACAACCCAGGCCUGGAUCUCAAGGGCCCGAUUUGAUGAAGACUUGUGCAAGGAGAAUCAGUAUGUUGAAAGCUGAAAAGGGGCCAGAAGAGAGGGAGCUAAUUACCAGCAGCCCCAACAUGGAAACCAACAACAACUCGCCUUCCAGCACAGAGAAAACUCAUGGGCCUGAGCUGAGUCUGGCCGAGGUGAACCAGAGCAGCGGAAAUUCCCUAGAUUGCCCAGUCGAUGCUCGUGUGAGGGACCACACUAAUAACCGGAUCGAGAAAAUUUACAUCAUGAAAGCAGACACAGUGAUUGUGGGCUCCAUCUCGGAAGUGUCCGGAGGCAAGAACUGUGCCGUUCGAGGGUAUGACAGUGAUGCUGAGGCCCAAGAAAACCCAGUGGAAAUGGAUGGGGCAAUGCACUAUCCAGAGCAGGAGACAGAAUCAUUCCCAGGAAACGAUGUCAUGAUUCCCGUGGAGGAGGAAGGGAAAGAAUUCCAUCACCCCACCACUGCCACCGAGAAGUGAUGCCCUCCUGCCACCACUGCUGACAAGUGAUGAUUCCUGAAGUGUAAAGCUGUAGAGAUGCCCACUGUGCCGGCGACUGAGAGCUCGCUGGAGAGUUGUGGCUGCAUUAUUGUCUCCAAUACUGUAGGUUGUGAAAGGAUUUUUUGUACGAGGCCUCAGAGAAUCUAUUUCAUCCCCAAAAUGAGGCAUGCAUUCAAAGGAAGAAGAACUUGCACUGCUUAUCAUAUCAGAUGUUUCUCCGUCCUCCUCCCUCUUUUUGCAUCCCACUAGAGAUGGACCUGAACCAAAACUGCACGUACAAAAAACCCAGAAUUCUACCCUAACUUCAUGGCUUCCCGUCUCGUUUCACAGUGGGAUAGAAUAAAACCCCAAAUACUGACCAAACUCCUUGGCUGUGAAAUGUCAGGUCAGACUCCAGGGGCUGAAAUUGGGAAGUUGUUUCUGAAUCCCAUAUCUGAAGCUGUGUUGUUCCCACAUUAAGGUUGCCAACUGCUGGCAUGUGUUUAUUGCAUUGUUCAGAGUUUUUCAGGAACUAGCUCUACUCCUGGAUGGAUAGGAUAAAAAUCUCAGGUUUAUCAGCAUAAAAAGUCUCUAAGCCUCCUAGUUCUAGAAAAAAAAGCUUGAAAAACUUUUUCCAGUAUGUGCCUUGGAGGAUCAGAAACUAGAAGGGAGAAGAAGCGAAUACAGAAUUUGCUUGUGACUAUUAAGCCAGUUCUAUGGAUCUUGCCCCUCUGGGACUUGGCCAUACUGAUGCCUUAUGAUCUUUUCCCAGGAAAAGACUGAGAGGCUGAACAUGAGGUUCUGGACUUUUGUUUCCAUGUGGAGUCUCUAUGAAAGGGGCCUUCCAGUGUAUAGGAAUGGGGUCCUGCAAGGAACACAAAGGGAAUAUGCUGAUUUUCCAAAGGAAACAAAGACUUUGAGAAAAGGGGGCCUUGAUUGUUCCCUAGAACAUUAUCCAUGUCUGAUUGUUCAAGGAGAAUUGCUGGUACCAUCCUGGUAGCACUAGUUUAUUUGCAUGCUACUGGUCCACACUGUGUUGUGGAAAUUGCUGCCAUAACCAAUUAGACGGGAUGCCUGCAUGCAGCUCGCGUGGUUUGAAUACCAAGUGCCAUGUUGGUGGUGGCACUUGAGCACACAACUUUGGGAAAUGAGUGCCUUGGCUGCCUGUGCCUUGUCUCUAGUGGGUUAUGGAAUAGAGAAAAUCCCACACAAUUUACUGAUCCAUUUUGAUGCAC
This is a messenger RNA of Alligator sinensis (Chinese alligator), 2882 nucleotides long. It is a transcript of the gene TNFRSF8, whose product is annotated as TNF receptor superfamily member 8. The record is from RefSeq and is a predicted model, not a curated record. Bases 136 to 1647 code for a protein of 503 amino acids. Lineage: Eukaryota; Metazoa; Chordata; Crocodylia; Alligatoridae. Gene Ontology annotation, molecular function: protein binding. The transcript is spliced from 11 exons.